GGAACGUGGCAGGAGUCACUAGCAGCCAGCGCCAGCGCCAGCGCCAGAGCCAGCGCGGCGCGUUCGAGGAUAGAGCCAGUGCGAGCCACUGGCAGAGCUUGUCUCUCCGUUUCUCGUCCCACUCCGCUACUGCCGGCAGUUCUGCACCCUCAGUAUGAAGCCGACAUCCGUGCCGCGUGCACCUGCACCUGUCGUUACGACGCUCACGACCCGUCAAAAUCCUAACCGUCCUCACGAGUCGUCCGAGCACGCAGCGCCCAAAAGCACGACCGUCCGCCGGGACAGCCGUUUCUCUUGAAUUCAUUCGCAUCCUCGAAUCGCGCGUCGACUACUCGCGCGUGGCUAAGAACGAUCCUUUGAAAAUUUCAAAGGAAAUUUCUCCGAGCUACCAGAGCUACCAGAGCACCGAAGAGUUCGCGAUUCGAAGUGCGGGAAUUCGGGAUUUCUUGUGACAAAGAGUGAAGACGAGCGGAGACUCGUGGACUCUCUUGGAUAUUCGUGCCUUCGGAUAUUCCUUAUGUAAACGUCAAACGGAUUCUAUUUAAUCGGUGACACAUGCCCUUCCUUAUGGAGGACGAGAGGGAGCAUCUUUGGAUAUAGAGUGAUCAUGCCUUGGUCCCAGGAUGCCACCGGCCGAUAAUUGGUCCGGCUAGUUGAGGGCCUGACAAGAUGGCCUCAAUUUUAGGGGAUGGCUCGGGCCCAGGAGGCACCGGGCCCUCCCGGUGUCUCUUGCUCCUGCAGAGGUGUCUGGCCAUCCAACUGACCAGAGGGCCUCCACCUCAGAUUCUCAAUGCCAGCCAACGCGAGAGUCCCAAGGAGCAUCCCGCAGACGAGAUGUGGAUGUACGACAAAGGCUACAAUCUCUUCCAGGGUUUCCUGGAAGCGAACUCCAAGUGCUGGUGGAACGCCGCCCUGGUGGACGCGACUCGUCAGCUCAGGUACAAGGGUCACGUGUCUCCAGGAGUUCUGAUGGUCGGGGGUCCCCCCUGCGCCCUGGAAGUCCUGAGGGCUGCCUGGGCCCGCAACGUUCUGCGACCUCCAGCUGAUCAUGCAAUCACCUGCCUCGGUGAUAUCGAGGACUGCCUGGUGGCGCCCGUGUCCCAGGGCCAGUUCACCCCACUGCCCGAGGCUCUUUGCUGGGCCAUCCUCGAGUUGACUUCCCAGAGGCAGGCGGCGACCCUGGACACUCUCCGAGCUGCCCUCAGGAACGCCUUCCCCGCCAUGCAGAGACCCGGCAGGGAGCUGGUUUACGACGCCCUGGCGAAGCUGAUGCAGGAGCGCAAGAUCUAUCACACCUCUCAAGGAUACUUCGUCGUCACGCCGGAGACCCGAAGGCUCCGACGGGAUUCCGGAAGCUCGCGUAGAAGUUCCCGGGAAGUGGGAAGCUCCAGAGGUCAAGGGGGGAUGCUAAUGAGCAACGACGAAGCUAUGGCUCUGGUCCAUGGGGAGAUGCUCACCCUGAGGGACGGCGACGUCACUCAUCAGGCUGUUCAGACCAACCUGGCUGACGUUAUUUGCGGAGGUAAUCCGAACGACAAGGUCCUCUUCGCCAGGUGCCGUUCCGUACCCGGACGCCUUGAGAGAAGACACUCCCUGCGCCUCUGGGGGUCGGCGAGACGCCUCCACAGGAGCGGCAGCUCACGAUCCUUACCCCGAAGACCGGACAGGAGUGAUACGUCGAGCAGCGCCGAAUACGCUAGUACGGAUAGCGCACCCCACAGUCCGACCAAGAAGAUAGGUCUGCUGUCCAGGCUCUUUCGACGUAGCUCCCGCAGGAAGGGCACACCUCUGAUGGGAACUUUCAGUGCCCAGUAUCCACCGACUGAAUGGUUCAAUCCGCGAGUGGUGCAUCUGCACAGCGUUGCGACGCAAACCAGAGCAGCUAGUCCAUCGAUGAUGGAAGGUUUGAAUCAGUCUCAGGCCAGUUUUCAAGUCUGGGAUGACUCGAGCUCGGUACGAUCUGCUACUCUACCCAGAAGACAUCGUCGUCAAGCCAGUGGGGAUUCGUCGAGUCUCUUGGCAAAUUCGACACCGAGGAGUUCGAGACGUCACAGGUCUCCAUGUUCGACUUUGCCGAGAUCCAAAUGUUCCAGCUUAAGUAGAUGCACUUCAAGAGCCUCCGUAUUACCACCCAGCAAUAGUCAGGAGCCUUAUCAGAACAGAAGCCAAGUUCAGAACGGCAAGACCUCGACGAACUCUUCGCCUAGUAGGAGCGGCGGCAGUUCUGGUUCUGUGAGAGCCACAAAUGGCAGUCCUGCUAAGAAUGCUACUUUAGGUAGAUCAAGUACUCGUCACGGAUCGAGAAGACCAAGUCACGACUCUACCGGAAGUGGCACCAAGUCGUCCAAUAGUUCUCCGCAGCACAAGACUCUGCAGAAAACGUCUUCCGGCCAUUCUACACACUCCAGUGGGAAAUCGACCUCCAGUGGCAAACUUUCCUCGUCGCCAUUGAAAUCGUCUACUCUGCCAGUCAAGUCUUCGCCUCUGAAGAUCAUUCAGCAGGGCUCAUUGACUCCUCUCCAGGAAGCACAGAAUUCGAUAACCCUUCAGGUCUCUACGAACGUCAGUCCCGUGAGUCCGCCACAGGAGCAAAGAUCGGUUCAGAGCAGCGUGACCUUGGCCUCGAACGCGACGAGUACAACGACCAUAUCGGGAUCACCAGGCACCAAAAUUUACGUUCACCAGAACAAUUCGCCCAUGAGAUCGGUAAUCACUUUCGAGAACGGCACGGGUAAAAAUAAUUCUGAUAAAGAAGGCGGCACGAAAGAGAAGCAAGAGAGAGAACUAGUGGGUGAGAAGGUGUACAAGGGCAGAACGGAAGACAGUCCGGAGAAACUGUUCAAACCGAGCAAAGAUGAUUGGAAGCCAAUAAAACUCGAAAGGCCGUCGUCUCUCUACGGGUCGAAGGACAUAAGGCCAAUUUUAUCGGAGUCUGACAAGGAGAACAAACCGAAAGUCGAAGAAGACCCACCAAACAAAUUAAAAUUAACAAAUCGCCUGAAUAACAGUCAGGCUCACCUGAUAGAUGGGUCCACGCAUAAUAUCGACAAAAAUUCAUUGGUUCACCCAAACGAGCUUCCGCCCUCCACUUUACCGACUUCUAAGAACACGAACGAUGCAAUGAACAACUCCCGGAAACUGAGCUUAUCCCUUUCGAAAGAUGCGCUGAGUUACAGAAAUCUUCUACGUCCUGGAUCGAAGAACAACAUCGCCUCGAAUCCGCCAUCACCCACAAAAUCCUUUGAUGGCUUCGGCGGAUCCUUUAAUAAUGUUUAUAUUGAGAAUCUUGAGUCCAGCAAGCAGCGAGUUCCUCAGGGCUCUGAACCUAACCUAGAGAAGACUGUGAGCCGCAGUGAUCUUUAUUCCUAUCCAAGUCUCAGCGACAUGCAGGUUCAAUUCACGAGUCUCGCCGCACAGAAAAUCCUGAAAGGCUGUCCGAUCAACAGUGUCGACACCCUCGUAGAAGUUAAUAUGGCUGCCGCCGAGAAACCCAAUAACUGUGACGUCACCGUGCACACAGAUUUCGGAUUGGUAUAAAUUUCGCAAAAUCCCUAUAAGACCUCAUAGGACGUCUCAGCUGAAGUAGUAAUUCAGAGCCAUUGGAAAAAUCUAAUGAACAGCGGUAAAUGUUCCAUUAGAAGAAAAGCAGAUUUCAUAGUCCAGUUCUAGUUUCCUGUAAUAUACCUAGAAUCGAGCCUUACUUAACACUAAGACACAAAAGAAAAAGAAAAAAGAACGUUAAGUAACUAUAGAAAUUAUGAAGAGCCGUGGAGGGCGAUCUAUACUAUACGUAGUAUAAAAAUCCCAUUUGUCAUUCUCCAUAAUUCAUCCCUCAUUCAUAAGUUUUACCAUAAGAUUCGCUUGGAGUAUUUAAUUAAGUUAACAGAUCAGUUACGUAAUCGAUGAGUGAUCAUCAGGCAAUUUCGUGAUCGAUCGUUGUUAAACAGUAUUAUACACUUCAAUGCGUGUAACUCUGAGCGGAAUCGGCAGUCUCUUCCCACAAAGCAAAGAUUGAUUGAGCUAUCCUGCCCAUCUUGCUCAAUAUAAAGUUCCAGAUCAACUUCCGCUCAUCCGUUUGCUCUCGUCCGCGGUUUUGCAUCGCUUUACACCGCGAAAGCGAUUUGUCAAAGCAGUUCUCUUCGCGGCCGGCGAGCCGACCAGCCGACCCGCGAACGACUAUACCGAACCAGUGAAAAGUAAUCUAUCAAAAGAUAAAUAGUCUUAAUCUGACUGAUCCGAAGUCAAUCGGGACGUUCAGCCUCAUAAGAUUCUCAAUGUUGAUUCUUGCCGGGCAUUAGAUUUUCAUAAGAACGUCAAGGAUUGCCGAUUGAGAAGAAUUCGAUGAUCGGGAUCGUUCCAGAAAUCGGAUCAAUCAUUUUUGGACUGAAGAACUCAAAUAUGUCGGAACAACGUUCGAUCACGCGUCAAUCAAAUUUCUAACUGGAAAUUUAACAAAAUCACGUAAAGAACGUAGAAUGAAACACGUAAGAUUAUCACACCGAGAAGGUGGACCAACCUACCGAAAUGAAGAUCGAGUAAAGCAAUUCAUAUUCCAGAAUGAAAUAGCGGACACUGCUAUUAAUUGAGGUUGUCUCGUUAGGAGACGAAGGUCGAGAAAAGAAAAGGAAGAUAUUCGCGAGGAAGGAGAACCUUCUCGGUAGGCCUAACUUACCACUUAGUGCAAUCAUAAAUCUUAUCUAAGUGCCAAAACCGUAGUACUUAAUCGAUCGCCUUGAGGAGCUCAAUAAAAGGGCGUCCCCAUUCUCCGUUAUUAUGGGAAUGAAAUAUUAACCGAUAAUCGUAACUUUACACCUUUAACGAGUAGGAGAUUAAGUAGAUCGUACAGUAUGUCCCGAUAAUAACGAAAAAGUACUCGGCCCGCUGCGCUCGAGAAUAUUUGUACAUUAUUACCAUGCAUCAUAAUUAUAUUAUUAACCGAUGCUAACGAGAAUCGCGCGUCCUUCUUUAAUUAGCAGUUGCGUCCGUCGAGCGCACGACGCUUUCUUUUCUUUUCUCUCCCCUUUUUUUUAUCAAAACUAACUUGUAGAGUGUCAUUGUAUAAUCUUAUUAUCUUAUUAUAAAUAUAACAACGAAAGUACCAUUCUAAUUAACGAGCUAUCCCUCACUCCAAAAAAAAAAGAGUAUUUAUAAUAUAUUUUGUAAUCCAUACUCCCAGUCAAUUGAUUCACCUACAGAGACCAGAUUAUCCCUUUUCAAAGUAAUAUCCUCUGGUCACUGUAAUAUUUACUACUAUCGUAAUAGCGAAGGUACGAUACGUAUACGAGAUACAUCUCUUUUUUACUUUGUAAAUUAUUUACUUCUUGUGAACAGCCCACAUCACCGACAGGUACGAUGCUGCCGUUUUUAUUAUCUGAAAGUUACAACAAGUUUUCGUACCAGACCUACUCGAUUUUGCAGUUUAGCACAGUGGCUACUUACUUGCGUGAAGUUCUCCAAAGACAUAGGAAAAAAUUUUCCAGCUGUAACGACCAACGGCCGUUCUGCCCUAAUCGCGAUUAACAUUAGGGCUUUACUUAGCGAAGGUGGCAACUCGUACCAUUUCAUUUUGUAUAUGGCACUUCGAAUGGCUGUACUCUAAAUAUUACGAAAUAUAUGUUAUCUUAUCUUUAA
Cephus cinctus (wheat stem sawfly) is the source of this 5631-nucleotide messenger RNA. It is a transcript of the gene knockout, whose product is annotated as storkhead-box protein 2. The coding region runs from base 670 to 3537 and encodes 955 amino acids. Gene Ontology annotation, molecular function: RNA polymerase II transcription regulatory region sequence-specific DNA binding; DNA-binding transcription activator activity, RNA polymerase II-specific. The record is from RefSeq and is a predicted model, not a curated record. Gene Ontology annotation, cellular component: nucleus; cytoplasm. Gene Ontology annotation, biological process: positive regulation of transcription by RNA polymerase II. NCBI's taxonomy places the organism in Eukaryota, Metazoa, Arthropoda, Insecta, Hymenoptera, Cephidae. The transcript has 8 exons.